Molecule: messenger RNA, 282 nt
Organism: Dentiscutata heterogama
Lineage: Eukaryota; Fungi; Glomeromycota; Glomeromycetes; Diversisporales; Gigasporaceae
Source: the annotation of a GenBank genome assembly
CUGAAUACUUGCAAUCUGAAUCUAAUGAUCUUGAAUUAUUAUUAUCUAAUAAUGAAUCUGAAUCACCUUACCUUAAUAAUGAAACUGAAACAUUAUCUUCUGAUAUUGAAUCAGAUUCAGAAUUAGAAGAAAUACUUGAAAAUGAUAAUGAAUCUGAAUCUGAAUUACCUUAUCUUAAUAAUAAGCCUAAAUUAUUAUUAUCUGAUAUCAAAUUAAAUUCAAAAUUAGAAGAAGUACUUGAAAAUGAUAAUGAUUUUAUAGAAUAUUUUUUAAAUAAUUCUG